GCACAUUACGAACCACGUCAGCCUUACAUUUUUUUAAAUUCUAUCUGUGGUAUGUUUUAUUAUCAUAGAAACAGACAGCGUGGAAGUUAUGUAAUCAGCAGACAAGUUUGUGACAUUCUCGCGGAGUAGGGUAAUUAGUGAAUAAUGUGAUUGCAGGUGAUCUUCGUCUGUGUGGGUGUUUUAAUUUUAUCUUUAAAAAUUUGCUUCAAUGUGGUUAAUUUCUCCCGAGGACUUAUAGACGAAACCGUGUGAUUCAUAAAAACUGUAGACGGGACUAUGCUAUUACCAUACAAUGUUCCGUGCCUUAUUUAAUUUUCAUUUUUUUUCGCUCAUUAUUCUGAUUUUAUCUCGCACCACAACGGAAAAUGUCAAUAUAUUUAAGAAGCCAUUGGAUUUCUUGGAAUCUAAGUAUGGAGCUUUUCCAGAAAAACUUCGUUUGCAAAUGCUGGAAGAAUCGAAGAAAAUGUUCUACUUUGCAUACGAGAAUUACAUGGAAUAUGCCUUUCCGAUGGACGAACUUAAUCCAAUAAUGUGCACUGGAAGGGGCCCAGACUAUGACAAUCCAUCAAAUAUCAACAUAAAUGAUAUCUUAGGGGAUUAUUGUCUUACUCUUGUGGACACAUUAGAUACAUUGGCAAUUAUGGGAAAUGCAACUGAAUUUCAGAGAGCAGUUGGCCGAGUUCUGUUAAAUGUCAGUUUCAACAAGGACAAUGUUGUGCAAGUUUUUGAAGCCAAUAUCAGGGUUAUUGGUGGCCUUAUCUCUGCUCAUUUACUUAUCAUGGAUCCAGAUGAGCCAUUUGGUCAGUUACGCCCUUCAGGGUAUGAAAAUGACCUACUCUAUCUUGCACAUGACUUGGCAUCUCGCUUGCUACCAGCAUUUGAGAAGAGCUCAACAGGCAUUCCAUAUCCAAGGGUGAACCUGAAGGGUGGUAUUCCGGCAAAUGCAGUCUCAGAAACCUGUACAGCAGGUGCAGGAUCCUUGCUGCUAGAGUUUGGAUUACUUAGUCGUUUGCUUGGUGAUCCGGUCUAUGAAGGUUAUGCACGCCGUGCUAGCCAGGCUCUCUGGAACCUGCGGUCACAGAAAACGGGUCUUCUUGGCAACGUGAUAGAUGCAGAGUCUGGUCGCUGGUUGGGUCAUCAGAGUGGGCUCGGUGCUGGGCUGGAUUCGUACUACGAGUACCUUCUGAAGUCAUUUGUGCUGUUUGGUGAUGCCAGUGACUACGCCAUGUUUUCAGAGGCCUACAAGAACAUUAAACGAUAUAUGCGCAGAGGGCGUCCUCAUUGCAAUAGAGGUGUCGGUGACCAUCCACUUUACGUAAAUGUCGAUAUGUACAGUGGUGCUAUACAGACAUCUUGGAUUGACUCACUUCAGGCUGCUUUUGCUGGUGUGCAGGUGUUAUAUGGUGAUGUGGAAGAAGCCAUAUGUUCACAUGCAUUGUAUUAUGCCAUUUGGAAAUUAUAUGGCGUUCUUCCAGAACGAUGGAACUGGCAGCGUAUGUCUGCUGAUAUGGCAUUUUAUCCUUUACGACCUGAAUUAGUUGAGUCCACAUACCUCCUCUACCAGGCAACAAAGAAUCCAUUUUAUUUGCAUGUGGGCAUGGAAAUCUUACGAAGUCUCAACAAUUAUACACGUACAGAAUGUGGUUAUGCAACCAUUCACAAUGUUUUAGACAAGAGUCUUGAGGACCGGAUGGAAAGUUUCUUUCUUAGUGAGACAUGCAAAUACUUGUAUUUGCUAUUUGAUACAGAUAACCAUGUAAAUAAACAUUCAAAUCACUACUUGUUCAGCACAGAAGGCCAUUUGUUUCCAAUCCAUUCUAGUUUCCGUAAAAAACCAUGGAUUGCAUCAGAAAAUUCUCAGCAAGAGGAGACAUCACCAGCUUAUAAAGCCUCAUGUGAUGCUGUUGAUGCUGACAGAAUGUACUUUCUGCCACUCAAGAGUCAUUACCUCCAGCAGAUAAGCUUGGCUUUGGGGCUAGAUAACAUCUGAGACUGGAAAAUUUACAACAGGAGACGCCAAAUGAAAUAACUCUUAGAAUUGCAUUCCAUAUUGUGUAAUUUUAUGUUUAGCAAAAAACUUAUAAACUCAGUUGUUACUUAAAAUAUUGAAAUUCAUUGUUACCAUUAUAACAAAAACAUAAAUGUGUGUCUUAUUUAGAGAUUAUGCCGGUGUGCUUUUUAUUUGUAUUACAUUUACAGCUUUUAUUUUUGAGUUGUGUAAAUAUUUUGUGUUAAAAACUUAAUUUCUUCUUCACACCACAGAGUAUAUUUUCAGACAAUAAAAGACUGUGAUGUUAACUAUUAA
Molecule: messenger RNA, 2305 nt
Organism: Schistocerca serialis cubense
Lineage: Eukaryota; Metazoa; Arthropoda; Insecta; Orthoptera; Acrididae
Product: ER degradation-enhancing alpha-mannosidase-like protein 1
Exons: 10
Coding region: 293-1990 (565 amino acids)
Biological process (GO): carbohydrate metabolic process; endoplasmic reticulum mannose trimming; mannose trimming involved in glycoprotein ERAD pathway
Cellular component (GO): endoplasmic reticulum; membrane
Molecular function (GO): mannosyl-oligosaccharide 1,2-alpha-mannosidase activity; calcium ion binding
Source: RefSeq, a predicted model, not a curated record